GUGUCUCUGAGCGCUUGUGUGUGUAUGUCUUUGUGAGUGUGUGUGUGUGUGUGCGCUUGCAUUUUUUAAACACAAAAAUGCUGCAUAACCCCUGGGUUGCUACUUACCUGAAGCAUGUCAAGUUUUUUGAGCAAGGCAUUACAGUGGACAGGCCUGCGUCCUCUCUCCUCAAGCAAAGAUCACACAGUUUUGAGAUCGACCGCCCUCCCACACAUAAGGUUGAACUAGUGAAAAGUGCCUCUGACAUCGAUGCCCACCUCCGAGCCGUCCUACCCAAGGUUUCGGAACUACGGAAGCACUUUGAAACCACAAAGUCAAGUGAAUCUGAAAUGAACAGGAAAGAGCGCAUUGCUCGGAGAUUAGAAGGAAUCGACACUGACGCCACACCUGCUCUUGUUCCCAGCAUGCAACACGUCCCUGGGCUGGUGGCCAAUCGGCUGCUGGAGGAGGACACGCCCCGCUACAUGCGGGCCUCAGACCCAUGCGACCCAGGAAUUAUGGUGCGCCGUUACCCUGGCGAUGAGCCACAGGGUUCCACUACAGAACGUCAGUCUCGUGCUCGUAACCGUGGAGACCCCGCCGGUUCCGCUCAGCAAGGCUCUAUGCAGCAGGUUCCGCCCCCAGACGCGGUCCCGGCGCUCGUGGGCAGCACCAAGGCCGAGAGGAUCGCGCGCUACAAGGCGGAACGCCGGCGCCAGCUCUCGGAACGCUACGGACUCCUCCUGGAGCAGGAGGCGGAGCCAGAACGCCACCCGCGGACGUCACGCUCACGCAGGGAGGGGAGGAGUCAAGCGCAGGAGGAGGAGGAGGCGCGUAGCCGUGGUGAUGAGCGGAGCGGCCCGCAAUACAGCCAAUCGGGCGUGGGCCGCGUCUUCAUGCCGGCCAAUCCUGACCCUACCCCAGCGGAGCCCCUCCCACCGGAGAGAGGAAGGCGGGGCUCGUUCUCUGAGCGCGAGCGUGCGCUGAACCUGGAGAACCACCACAGACGCGGAAGCCGCUCACGCCAGCCGCCCGAGGAUGCCCCCGUCCCCAUGGAGACCACGCUGGGCAGAGGGGGGGCGGUGCCCAGCUCACCGCGCACGGCUAGACGGGCAUCUCUGCCCUCCACGCGCCAGGGCAUCUCCCCUGGCGACCUGUUCAUCGAGCAGCAGGCGCACAACAUCCUCAGCAGACAGGGCUUGGCGACUCUAUCCCAAAGCGACUGGAGUCUUGUUCAAGACUCCGACAGCGACACUCACUCCCACAUCAACUGGCCCUCCAGAAUCCGGUUCAGGGAGAGGCAAGCGAGAGACGAUCGGGGAUCAGACACGGGGUCGGACCCCCCAGGCCAACGGCGACACCCCACGGUUCUCCCCACGUACCUGGCCCCCCGCUCCGAGUCGUACGGAAGCAACCAGCGCUCCCCCAGUACCGAGCGCGCCAUCCACCAGCGGCCCCAAAGCGUAGAGCGCCCCAGCUUCCAGAGAACCCCCAGCUAUGAACCCCCAAACUAUCAGCGCACAGGCAGUGCUGAACCCCCAAACUAUCAGCGCACAGGCAGUGCUGAACCUCCUAGAUACCAACACUAUCCUGCUGUUGAUAGUCCACUCUACCAACAUGCACCCAGCGCUGAGCCCCCACAUUACCAACGAACACCCAGCGCUGAACCCCCACAUUACCAGCGAACACCCAGCGCUGAGCCCCCACAUUACCAGCGAACACCCAGCGCUGAGCCGCCAGUUUACCAGCGUGGCGCUAACAUUGAUCCCCCAGGCUACCCCGGCACUGUCGGGCACGCUCCAGUGUACGGGCACGUCCCUGCUUAUCAUCGGGAUGCCCCGCCUCCUGCCCCGCCUCCUGCCCCGCCUCCUGUCGCACCCCCUGUUCCCUCCCAUAGAGACCUCCAGAGACCCCACUAUGGUUACCCGGACAGCCAGCACCCCUCGCUGAGACCUGGGAAUGCUCCACAGCAGUUAUCCUACAGCAUCGCUCACCCUGUGGAUCCACACUUCGCUCACCCUGUGGAUCCACACUUCGCCUCUUACAAGCACCCACCUGCUCAGGUUCUUGGCCAUGCACCCCAAGCCCCUGCUCAGGUUCCUAGCUACGCACCCCACCACGGCCCACAGGCCUCCAUCCCACCACACAUCCCUGCGGGGCCUGCAGAACCUCAGGGGUACCCUCUUUCCUCCUCCUCUGUGAGGCAUGUGGUGGGCCCGGGAGAGUUCAGGCACCGGCACAGUGCAGACUACCAGAGGAGAGAACCUCAACAGCACAACUAUCAAAGGAGGGAACUUCAGAAAGACCUUCAGCACAGAGAACCACAAAGAGAAGACUACCAGAGGAGGGAGCCUCAACGACAAGAUUAUCAAAGAAGGAAACCUCAACAAGACGAUUACCACUGGAGGGAACCUCAAAGAGAUCUUCAACAGCGAGAACCACAAAGAGAAGACUACCAGAGGAGGGAACCUCAACGAGAACCUCACCGACACAACUAUCAGAGAAGGGAACCUACACAAGUGGACCUCCAGAGAUGGGAACCUCAAAGUGCUGAGACUGAGAGAGAACAUCAGAGGAGGGAUCAUUAUGGGGGAGAACCUCAACGAGGGGAGGACCAUCAGAGAAGAGAAGCCCACAGGGGGGACCAUCAAACAUGGGGACCCCUCAGGGCAGAACCACAGCGGAUGGAGGUCUCAAAGGGGGACUCAAGAGCGGAACCUCAAAGAGCAGAACCCAAAAGAGUCCCAACGACCGAGUUCAAGGAAGGAGAACAUCGGAAAAGGGAAAUCCUGAGAGCAGAGUCCCAUAAAGUGGGGCCUCCUCAUGGAGGACCUCUGAGAGAACCUCUGAGAGAACCUCUGAGAGAACCCCUGAGAGGAGAAUCUGAGGCAGAACCCCAUAGAGGAGAACCAGAGACAAGAGAAAGCCAGAAAGGAGAACCUCACAGAGGGGAACAUCAUAGAGAACCACAAAGAGGGGAACCCCAAAGGGCUGAACCCCAGAGAGAACCUCAGGGAGGAGAACCUCAGAAAGCGGAACAGCACACCGAGGGCCUGCUGCGCAGCAGGAAGGCCGUUCUCCCGUCCGAGAUCCGUCGCCGUGAGCGAAGCAGUGACGAUCCUGCACGUUCCCAUGGAGACGAGCAGGGCAGUCCCAAGAUUGGCCAGUCAGAUGACGUGGAGGGCCAAGGCAGGAGGAGGAGGAUUAGCCAAUCAGAUGACGGAGAAGGACAUGUUAGGAGGAGGAGGAUCAGCCAAUCGGACGAGAGGGAGGCACCCAUAAGGAGGAGACGACCCAGCCAGGAGGACGGAGCCCGCCGUGCGAGGACAAUCAGCCAAUCAGAAGAGGACUGGGAGAUGCGUGACCAACCAUUGGUCAGUCAGGGCAUGACCGAUGAAGCCCUAAUGGACACCACACCCCCUCAACUCCAGCCAGCCAAUGAGGAGGACAGGAGUGUAGCUUCCCCUAUAGGCCCCGCCUCCCCGCCAGAGAGACAGCGGCGGUCCGGAGGGGAGCUCAAGCCCAAGGUCCGCAUGCGCUCCAUGUCUGACAUCGGGGUGACUCAGCGCUCGGCCGUGUUCCGCAGCCUGGAGCGUGCCGCCACCCGCGAGGCUACGGCGGGGCCUGUUGCCAGGGAGAUGGGCGGAGGAGUGGCCAAUGGCGAGGUGGGAGGCCUGGACACCCGGGUGUCCGUAGCGAAGCUGAGACACUCGUACCUGGAGAACGCCUCCGGACGCCGACCCGAGCUUGAUGUGAAGGUGGACCCGUCGGCGGUGGUGGUUGCCGUGGCGAUGGAGGGGGAGGCGCUGACUGCUGAUUGGGAGAGAGGCGCUCGUCGGCCCCGCCGAUACAUCACCCCGGGAGAGGACAGGAAGUCCUCAGAGAGGUUCCACACCCAGCCAAUCACCUCUGCCGAACGGCUGGAGUCCGACCGGUCCCGGUUGAGUCCCAGUCAACUCCAGAAUAAUGAAGGAGAUGAGGAGAAGUUGGAUGAGAGGGCAAAGAUGAGUGUGGCUGCAAAGAGGUCCCUCUUCAGGGAGCUGGAGCGCUCUGCCGAGGGGAUCAUCCCUAAGCCGCGGUCUCGGAAUGCAGCUGUGGAGCGCCGUCUUCGCCGAGCCCUGGAACGCUCGCACACCCAGCCCGUCACCCCACAGGAAGUGGUCAUCGCCACCACGUGCACUGCACCAGCCGUGGCCCUGGUGCCCGUACAGACUACACUUCCCAGAGUCCCCAGCCCUGCUCUAGUCAGCACCACCACCGUACAGACUACACUUCCCAGAGUCCCCAGCCCUGCUCUAGUCAGCACCACCACCAACAGCUUCAGCCUACAAGCUGCUUCUUCAGCUCAUGGUUCGACCUCAAAGGAACGGGAGGAUGGGGCUCCGCCCAGAGAGGUGGGGCCAGGCGAAGAAGAGGCGGGGCCAGACGAGCUUGACCAAUCAAGUCUCAGCCUGGCUGAGAAGAUGGCGCUGUUCAACCAAUUAUCACAGCAGGCUGGGACACGCCCACCGGAGGCCGGGACACGCCCCCAUGACACCAAGGCCCGCCGUGCACAAGCCCGCUCCCAGACACAGCCAAUCACACACGAGGAGGUGCUGAAGGAGCUAGAGCAGGAAGUCCCACCCACUGCUGUCACAGAGCGCAGCCCUGUGACUGACAGCUCUUUAGAGCAACCACAGGGAGAGCAAAUCAAGCUAGAGCCUCUCUCAGCAUCUUUGGUGCGCUCUGUUGCCGUGGCGAGUUCCCAGGCUUCUGUUGCCACGGUGCCCGCCGCAUCCACAGCGACUGCUGGCCCCGCCCACCUGGAGAAGCCACCGCUGCCGCCAUACAGCCCGCCCCCUCAGGUCCCGGCCAAUGAGAGAGUAAGGCUGCCGCCAUACAGCCCGCCCCCUCAGGUCCCGGCCAAUGAGAGACCCUAUGAGAGGGGAGGAGUCCGAUACUUCAGUCUGUCUGACAGCACUGACCGCCAAUCCCCACCACCCUCAGACCACACCCACCAAUCAGGGCCCAGCAGAGGCGGGCAGCCCCAGCCCUCGGCCAAUGGGCAGUGGUGGGGCGGAGCCAGGGAGGAGGGAGCAUGGAGGUCCAAGCAGCCACUGCUGGAGGGAGAGGAGCCGGGCACACACACACACACUCGUCCCGUUCCUCACACACAUGAACACACACACACACGCACACACCCUGCCACUCUGACAGCCAGUAAGACCGAGCAGGAGCUGCAGGUCCAGAGGGAGAGAGAGAGGGAGGAAGAGAGGGAGAGGGAGAGAGAGAGGGAGAGAGAGUGGGAGAGGCAGAGAGGCCUGGACAGAGAGAAAGAGCGAGAGAGGGAGCUACAGAGGGAGGCUAGAGAACGAGAGAGGGAGCGAGAGAGGGAGAGGGAGCGAGAGAGGGAGAAGGAGAAAGAGAGAGAACAAGAGCUUGCCAGAGAGAGGGAGAGGGAGAGAGAGAAAGAACAGGAGCGAGCGAGGGAGAGAGAGAGAGAAAAAGAACAGGAGCGAGCAAGGGAGAGAGAGAGAGAAAAAGAACAGGAGCGAGCGAGGGAGAGAGAGAGAGAAAAAGAACGUGAACAGGAGAAGGAGUGGUUGAGGGAGAGCACCGCAGUGUCAGAGCCGCAGACACACACACGCUCACCCCCUCACGCACACACACACACUCUCACAGCCCAGCACAAGGACCGAGAACCCAGCGACAGACACACUGGAUCAGAUGUGCUCCAUCCGAGCCCUUCAGGGAGGCCAGUGGUACAAGCAGCUCCUUACCUGCAGCAAGGCCCGGCGUUCACACCCCCCGCUCAGACAUACACACACCCCUACACGCCUGCCUCACCCCCUGCUCAACCGUACACACACCCCUACACACCUGCCUCACCUCCCGCUCAGCUCUACACACACACACAGCCGCAAGCCCAGCCGUACCUACACGGGCAACCUUACGCACAGGCACACACACACUCACAGCCCCAGAGUCAGCCUUAUAUAGAGACACAGCCCAAACCUACAGCCCCCCCCCACACGCACGGCCCUCCACAGCCCAAACCACAGACCUACCUACAGGCGCAGUCCCUACCUUACAGCCCACCCCCACCGCCACACACACACACACUCACUCCGCCGUAUGGACACACACACACCCCCGUGAGGCAGUCGUACGGAACGGCCCAGGCCACCCCUCUUACUCCCCCUUACUCACCGCCUCAGACGCAGGCACCCCCACCCCCCUACCCCAAACCUCAAGCUCCGCCAUACUCACUACUGCCCCAGCCCCAGCCUCAACUGCCCCCACCCCAGACUCAACUGCCCCCACCUCAGAGUCAGCCCCCUCCGCCUACCUACCCAAAACCACAGGCCCCACAGUACGCCCAACUGCCCCCAGCCCAGACCCAGCCCCCACCCCCCACCUACCCCAAACCUGCCCCCCCUGUUGGCUAUCCUCAACAGCCCCCAGCCCAGCCUGCAGUUGCCCCCAAGCAGCCCCCGGUGCCCCAGCCCAAGCCCCAGUCCUACGUCCUGCCACCCCCCGAGGGCCUCCAGGGUGCCCCAGGGCCCCCCGCCGCAGCGCAGCCCAGCCAGGUGAGCCCCACGCAGGGCAGGAUCGCCGCCACACAGCCCCCUCUCCCCGCCGGCUCCAGGGAGACACAGCCAGAGUCUGCUGAAGACAUGAGCUCCUUAUCCAUCAAGGAGAGGUUGGCUCUCCUGAAGAAGAGUGGUGAGGAGGAUUGGAAGAACAGAAUCAAUAAGAAACAGGAAGUUGCUCAGGAAGUGGUAUCUGCUAGCGACAGCAAUGCCCAAAUAUGGCAGGAGCAAGACUCCAGGAAGAAGGAAGAGAGGGCUGUUGUGGAGGAGUUGACUUCCUCUGAGCAGUUCUGGGCUGCAGGAGAUGAGGGGGAGGGGCAGAUGUCCAUUGAGGAGAGGAAGCAGAUGAUCUCUACACGGGAGGAGGCGUGGCAAAGCACGGGCAGGGGUGUGGCCAAUGACUCCAGCCAAUACACAGUGGCCGGACGUAUGGUGAAGAAAGGUCUGGCUACAUCCUCCAUCAUCAGCCCCAUCUUGUCUCCUGUCUCGACCAAACUCAAAGGCACCAGCCCUGCUGUUGGCAAACCCCAAGAUGAGCUUGAGGCUCGGCCUGAGAUGGAGUCUGAUAAGAAGUUGGACAAGUUGGAGGCCUUCAUUGGACGCAUCAACAGCAAAGUGUCAGAGCUCCAGGAGACGACCCUGACUGUCACGGAGCGAGCUGUAAAGGAAGUGAUGCGUCUGGAUGAUGAGGUCUUCUCCAAGUUCUACCGCCACGUGACCGAGCUGCCGCGCUCACCGGGACGCAUUCGCAUCGACGAUGAUUUUGAUGCCAUCUUUGGCAAGCAGACACCAAAGCUGGCGUCGGCGAUGGUGCAGCACAAGCGUGCGGUGCGUCCGGCCCGGAACGUCCAGGCGUCCCGGAACCCCCUGAGGAUGCUGGCGGCGCGGCAGGACAUUCGCCACGAGUACACCGAGCAGCGCCUCAACAUCGGGCAGCUGGAGAGCAAGAGGAUGAAGCACAAGACGGUCAGCAUGAGUAUGAGUAAGAGCUGUAGCCCGUUGGACGCAGCGCUAGCUGGACUGGCCACGGUCAGCAUGAGCAUGAGUAAGAGCUGCAGCCUAUCGGACGCGGCGCUGGCUGGACUGGCCAGUAAGGAGAACUUCAGCAGCGUCAGCCUCCGCAGCGCCUCCGUCUCCGAGCAGCUCACCAACAACAGCGCCGCCCCCUACAGGAGGAUCAUGCUCAUGCAGGUCAAAGGGCGGCGCCAUGUGCAGACACGUCUGGUGGAGCCGCGUCGGUCGUCUCUGAACAGCGGAGACUGCUUCCUGCUCGUGACCCCUGAACUCUGCUGCGUCUGGAUCGGAGAAUUCUCCAACGUUAUCGAGAGAGCCAAGGUGUCAGAGCUGGCCAGCUUCAUCCAAACCAACCAUGACCUUGGUUGCCGAGCAACUGAGGUCGUGACCCUUGAGGAGGGGGUCAAUGCCCAGGGCGCAGUUGCUACGGAGUUCUGGAAGGUUCUGGGAGGAUUGGCCCCUUACCAGUCUGCGGGCCCUGCCGAGGAGGAUGAGCUCUUUGAGAGUGCCAUCGUGGAGACCAACUGCAUCUUCAGGCUAGUGGAGGACCGACUGCUGCCUGACGACGACUACUGGGGCAGAGUUCCUCGCUGUGCCCUGCUGGACUCCAAAGAGGUGCUGGUGUUUGACUUUGGCAGUGAGGUGUACGUGUGGCACGGGCGCGAGGUGACUCUGGCUCAGCGGAAGGUGGCGUUCCAGCUGGCUAAACACCUGUGGAACGGAACCUUCGACUACACCAACUGUGACAUCAACCCCCUCGACCCUGGGGGCUGCAACAAACUCAUCCCCAGGAAGGGUCAGGGCCGGCCUGACUGGGCGAUUUUCGGCCGCCUGACGGAACACAAUGAGACGACUCUGUUCAAGGAGAAGUUCCAGGACUGGAGGGAAACACACAGGGCCUCCCCUAAACCAGACCAGGACCAGCCAAGCCCAGACCAGGUGUGUGUGGUGGGCAGUAAGGAGGCGGCUGUGGUGGAGGCGAGUGCGUAUGACGUGCGUCUGAUGCUGCCUCUGCUGCAGAGCCCUGUCAGCACGCGUCUGGAGGGGCAGGACAUCGGCCGCGGACACGGCCGCGUACAGGGGGGCGAGGAGGAUGGGUUGCGUACUCUAGAGGUGAACACCACGAGUGUGGAGGCCUGGCACAUCCUGGAGUUCGACUACAGCCGCCUGCCCCGCCAGAGCGUGGGCCAGUUCCACGAGGGGGACGCAUACGUGGUCAAGUGGAAGUACAUGGUCAGCGCCGCAGUGGGCAGUCGUCAGCGUCCUGAUCAGGUGCGCAGCGCCCCCGCUGGCCGUGAGAAGUGUUGCUACUUCUUCUGGCAGGGCCGCCACUCCUCCGUCAGCGAGAAGGGAACCUCGGCUCUGAUGACAGUAGAACUGGACGAGGAGAGAGGAGCACAGGUCCAAGUGCAGCAGGGUAAGGAGCCUCCAUGUUUCCUGCAGUGCUUCAACGGAGGGAUGGUGGUGCAUGCUGGGAAACGAGAGGAAGAGGAAGAGAACAUCCAGAAUGAGUGGCGGCUGUACUGCGUGCGUGGUGAGGUGCCGGUGGAGGGCCACCUGCUGGAGGUGGCGUGUCACUGCAGCUCCCUGCGGUCGCGCUCCUCCGUGGUGCUGCUGGGGGUGCAGCAAUCCCUCAUCUACCUGUGGCACGGAUGCAAGGCCCAGACACACACACGCGCCGUCGCUCGCACUGCUGCUGAACGCAUCAAAGAGCAGCGACCACUGGAGGCGGGGCUUCAUAGCAGUUGUCAGGUAACCAUCCACGAGUGUGAGGAGGGCGAGGAGCCUCUGGGCUUCUGGGAGGCGCUUGGACGCAAGGACCGCAAGGCUUAUGACUGCAUGCUACAAGACCCAGGGAAGUUUGACUUCACUCCGCGGCUGUUCCAUCUGAGCAGCUCAUCGGGGGAGUUUGUGGCGCAUGAGCUCUUCCACGCAUCCCAGGCGCCCGACCUCGUCAGCUCCCAGCCCUUCCUGCAGGAGGACCUGUACUCCGUCACACAGCCUGCUCUGUUCCUGGUGGAUAACUUCCAUGAGGUGUACCUGUGGCAGGGCUGGUGGCCGCAGGACUCAGAGAGCCCUGGCUCCGCCCACAUCCGCUGGGAUGCAGACAGGAAGUGCGCCAUGGAAACCGUGCUGCAGUACUGCCGAGCUAAGAAUGAGAAGGCGCCCCCUAAGGCCUAUCUGAUCCAUGCUGGUCUGGAGCCACUCACAUUCACCAACAUGUUCCCCAGCUGGGAGCACCGCCAGGACAUCGCCGACAUCACAGAGAAGGAGGCGGAGGUGUGUAAUCAGAUCAUCCUGGUGGAGGAUGUCCUUGCCCGCCUGUGCCAGAACAUCUACCCUCUCUCUGCCCUGAAGACACGCCCCCUGCCCCAGGGCGUCGACCCCCUGCGCCUGGAGAUCUACCUAUCAGAGGAGGACUUUGAGGAGGCUCUGGAUAUGAAGAGGGAGGAGUUUGAAGCUCUGCCAGGCUGGAAACAGGUCAACUUGAAGAAAGCCAAAGGACUCUUUUAGCAACCUGGCAACAAUUGCCGUGGAGAUGUGACUGUCAAGCACUGGGCGGGGCCUGAGGCUGAUGAUGCCCAGAUGCCCCGCCCACCCAUCAUGAUGACUUCCUGUCCCAAUGCCAAGCGAGUUUGAGGCACAUGCACGCACAUGUACAGCAAGCAGUUCCGGUGAAGGCCACAGCAGGCAGGGCAGCUGCUCCUGCACUUAUUUACUAUAGAUCUGACAGAGUGGGUGACUGAGGGAGAGAGUGUGUGUGUGUGUGUGUGUGUGUGUGAUUGUGUGUGUGUGUGUGUGUGUGUGUGUGUGUCUGAGUGACCUUGAUUUGUGCUUGGCUCAGCUUCUGUGUGCUACUUGGAGUGAAAGUCGCAGUUGAAACACGCUUGUAACCAUCACACAUAUUUAUGCAGCCUGAUCACACUGACCUCAGGGCAACCCUGUAUAGCUGCCUGCACACCUAGGGGUUAUUUUCCAACCUGGCAACCCUGUAAAGCUGCCUGCACACCUAGGGGUUAUUUUCCAACCUGGCAACCCUGUACAGCUGCCUGCACACCUAGGGGUUAUUUUCCAACCUGGCAACCCUGUACAGCUGGCUGCACACCUAGGGGUUAUUUUCCAACCUGGCAACCCUGUACAGCUGCCUGCACACCUAGGGGGCUGUGUUGCCAACCUGGCAACCCUGUAGCACUGGUUGCAGCCCCUGAGGGAAGUGUACUUUUUUCAACUUGCCAACCCUGUAGCCAUGACUGCAGCCAUUGAGGGUGGUGUAUUUUUUCAACCUGGCAACCCUGUAGCACUGGUUGCAGCCCUCAAAGGAUUGUGUUUUUCAAACCUGACAACCCUGCAGUCCUUAACCAACCAGCGUACAGCUCUCUGUGUGUUAACCAAUCACAAUCAAAUGACGUCUAGAGUUUUGUGUGUAUUCACCAAUCACCACUGGAUGCAGUCUACAGUUCUGUGUGAAUUAACCAGUCACAUUUGAAGAGAGCCUCCUUGCAAGGUUCACGACGCGUGAUGAGGCUCCGGUCUCCACCCUGCUGGAAUGGACGUUGUGGCGCGUAGAAGCCCCUCCCACCCGGGGUCAGAGGUCAUGAACUCUGCCCCCUCUGACGCUGACCGCAGUGCUGAGGUCACAUCCUGUGUGUUUGUGUCCGAGGUCACUAUGGUGCUGGAGUGUAACUGUGUAAUAAAAGUAGAGGUGUUCAAGUGUGUUCGCCAGCUAGAGGUGUUCAAGUGUGUCCGCCAACGCGCCGGCCAACCUGCACUACCAACGCUGGGGAUCCUCUCCCUACUUUACUUUACUUUACUUUACUUUACUUUACUUUACUUUACUUUACUUUACUUUACUUUACUUUACUUUACUUUACUUUACCUUCUCUGUCUCCAGACCAGUUUACAUGCAAGUGUGUGUGUGUCCAUGCAAGUGUGUGUCCUUUUGGUUGUGCACCUCAGCACCAGCUCUCCACGCCGAGGCCCCUGGCGGUGGUGGUGUUGUGUGUGUUUUGGGUGGAGGAGGGUGUUGUGAGUGUUUUGGGUGGAGGAGGAUGUUGUGAGUGUUUUGGGUGGAGGAGGGUGUUGUGAGUGUGUUGGGUGGAGGAGGGUGUUGUGAGUGUUUUGGGUGGAGGAGGGUGUAGGUGUGGAGUGUUUUGGGUGGAGGUAAGAUGCCCUGUAUAGUGCCUUGCUCCAUGUACAGUUUAUAUACAGAAACGCUCCUCUAGUCUAAGUCUGCACUUCUGAGACUUUCUUUGUGAUAAAAUAGUGAUGAAAUAAAAGAAUAAAUAAAGGAGGCAGUUUCAAACUUCUAA
Sardina pilchardus (European sardine) is the source of this 11875-nucleotide messenger RNA. Its product is annotated as supervillin-like. Gene Ontology annotation, molecular function: phosphatidylinositol-4,5-bisphosphate binding; actin filament binding. Gene Ontology annotation, cellular component: cytoplasm; actin cytoskeleton. Lineage: Eukaryota; Metazoa; Chordata; Actinopteri; Clupeiformes; Clupeidae. The transcript has 44 exons. Bases 78 to 10079 code for a protein of 3333 amino acids. The record is from RefSeq and is a predicted model, not a curated record. Gene Ontology annotation, biological process: actin filament severing; cytoskeleton organization; barbed-end actin filament capping.